AUGCUCGCUAAGAGCAUCGAUGCCCGGGUGCGGCCUCAGGCCAGUGGGCUUAUGGAGAAAUCGAGUAUGCAAGGUGCCGCUCGGGUUUACGUGAGUAAAGAGACCAUGAUUUCUCUUGUUGGGACUAUCGAGCACGGAAAGCACUGCCUUGUCACUUUGCUCGAAUCCUCUUCCUCUUCCUCUUCCUCCGACCCGACAUCACCCAACUACUCCGAUGGCCCGCAACUAGUGCUACAACGAGAAGCAGCACUCUGGACUCUCCCAGAGAAGAAUCUCAGCAAAAAUGUGGUUGUUAUGUCAACUGCAUUCAGAGAAGCAACAGGCUUCAAGGUCGGCGACCUCAUCCGCCUCACAACCACAGGAGUAACACCUGACGCACAAGAAGUGGUCCUGCAGGAUGUGACGGACAAGCCCGAAAACGACCCGGACAGGUUGGUGAGGUGGGAGAAAGAGGCAAAGUAUCCCGUCUCAUGGGAAUCUCUGCUUGGUCCUGUUCUUGAUCGUGCUGAUCUGAUUUUCCCUGGCGGCGUGGUGGAGGCGGUUUUCUGUGGCAAGUUGCGCAAAACUUUCGUAAUCAUGUCUGUGAACUCACAGAGCAACAACUUGGCAAAGUUCAAAAUGGCUUCGACAACCAUCACUAUUGCGGCAGACGAGACAUCCAUCACGGACGCCGCUCCGCUGGCUGGAGGUGAUCUAGUUGUCACUCAGAUCCCUGGACUCUCGGCUCCCGUCAAAGCAAUCAACACUUUUCUCUCUGGUUUCACGAAGCCCCCCUUCUACAAUUUCAGUCCAAGAUCAUGUGGCUUCGUGAUCCAUGGUAGCCGUGGUACUGGAAAGACUUUUAUUCUGAAGCGCCUUGCUGAAACAGGAUGGGGAAGGGUUCACUGGAUCAAACAAUCUGACAAGAUUUCUAUUAUCAGAGAAAAGUUCAAGCUUGCUGUAAGCCACCAGCCAAGCAUAGUGCUCAUCGACAAUUUGCAUGCUGUGAUCAACAAGGAUCGUUCCAACUACGAAUCUGUUAUUGAAACAAUUGGCGAAGAGCUGGAUGCGCUUUCUGACAUGGCAUCCGGCCGCAAGACUCUCCCCCAAGUGGCGGUAAUAGCAACAUGCCUCGACUUCCUAACUGGCGUUCCAGAGGAACUCGUGGCGCCUGGUCGCUUCUUAGAGAAUGCCCCAUUACGCAUUCCUGGACCGAGCCAACGUCGGGAAAUACUCGAGUCUUUCAACAUGCCCAUCAAAGAAAGCGAGAAGCAAGAUCUUCUACUACAUCUUGCCAAGAUCACACACGCCUACGUCCCCAAAGAUCUUAAGAAACUAGUAGCCCACGCAGUUUACAGCUCCGGUGAUCGACUCCUCGAGGCGGGUGUCGAACCACAGGCCGAUGAACAGGAACACUACCUCACAAAGGCAGAUCUCGAAAGGGCAAAGAGAAACAUACGUCCCAGCGCUGCACACGACGUCAACCUGAAUCCUCCUACUGUUCUAUGGCAAGAUGUUGGUGGACAAGAUCAUGUGAAGACGGUACUUGACCGGAUGAUCAAGUUCACCAUGGAACCGGGAAAGUUCAUCCGCCCACCGUCCAAAGGCCUCCUUCUUUACGGCCCUCCUGGCUGUUCCAAGACACUAUCCGCUCGAGCGGCUGCAACGGAGUCCGGCUUCAACUUCUUCGCCAUUAAGGGUGCUGAACUCCUUAACAUGUUCGUUGGUGAGACCGAACGCGGAAUUCGCGACCUCUUUGCUCGCGCCUGCAACGCAUCCCCCUCAAUCAUCUUCUUUGAUGAGAUCGAUUCUAUUGCUGGGCAACGUGCUGGUGCUGCUGGCGGCCGCGGUUCCAACAACAUCAACACUGUCGCAGCACUCCUUACUGAGAUGGACGGCUUCGAAAAACUAUCUGGUGUAUUAGUGCUCGCUGCCACCAACCGCCCUGACGCGUUGGACCCUGCGUUGCUGCGACCAGGUCGUUUUGAUCAAGCGCUGUAUGUCGGGCCUCCCGACGAAGCCGCUCGAGAAGCUAUCUUCGGAGUACACCUACGCGGCAUACCCCUAAGCGCCGACGUCAAUAUACCCGAACUCGCCCGUCUCUCCGAGGGCCACUCUGGUGCGGAGAUCCAGGCCAUCUGCGACAAGGCCUCUGUAGUUGUGCAGGAACGGUUUGAAAAGGAUGAGGAGGCGAAUGAGCUUGUUGUGAGCAUGACUGACUUGACAACUGCCAUGGGCAAAACGAAACGCCAUAUUACAACGCAAAUGCUGGAAGGUUUCAAAAAGUGGGAGGCUCAGUUUUAG
Messenger RNA from Fusarium sp. VM40, 2283 nucleotides. The record is from the annotation of a GenBank genome assembly. NCBI's taxonomy places the organism in Eukaryota, Fungi, Ascomycota, Sordariomycetes, Hypocreales, Nectriaceae.